AUGUGCCUGCAGCCCCCAGGACCGUUAACAGCAGCAGAUGUGUCACUCCUUUCUCUUGCAGGGCAUAUACCCUGUGGCCUCAUCUGCCACCCUGAUAAGGAGCAUGUUCUUUAUCCCCUGGGAUGUACUGUUGUUAUUCAAGACGUGGAUAGGAAGAAACAGCUUUUCUUGCACGGCCACACCAACAAUGUCUCCUGCGUCGCGUUGUCAAGGAACGGGGUGUACGUGGCUUCUGGAGAAGUCACCUGCAUAAGCUUCAAGGCAGACAUCAUUCUGUGGGAUUUCCAGAAGAAGGAAUUACUGGCUCGGCUGACACUGCAUAAGGGUAAAGUUGAAGGAUUAGCGUUUUCACCAAACAGCCUGUAUCUGGUGUCACUGGGAGGCCAGGAUGACAGCAGCGUGGUCGUGUGGCACGUGGGUAGGAGAGAGGCUGUCUGCGGGAGCCCUGCCUCGGCACGCAGCGCGGGGAGUGCGACCGUCGUGGCAUGCUCCAGCUGCAGAGACGAGAUAUUUGUUACUGCUGGGAAUGGAACCAUUCGAGUAUGGGAACUGGAUCUAGCAAAUAGGAAAAUCCAACCAAAUGAAUGUCAGACAGGGCACCUGAGAAGAGUGAUCACAUGUGUUAUGAUGGCAGAUAAUGAUAAUUAUUUUUAUGUGGGCACAUCAAGUGGCGAUGUCCUGAAAGUGAAUACAAACAACAAGCUGAUGACUGACCAUGGGCCUCAGAAGGAGAAAUUCAGCUCGGGAAUCACAGCUUUGCUUUUGCUGAACACAGGAGAUUUAAUAGUCGGCACCGGAAGAGGGAUUGUAGCGCUCUGUAAAGGCUCAAACUACAAAGUAAUGAAGAAGAUUCAAGUUCACGGUGCUGUCACUUCUCUGACAUGGAGAGAUCAGGGUCACCAGUUCUUUGUAGGGACAAACAAGUGCCAGAUUUACCGAGUUGACUACACUGCAUUUAAAGAGGAGCUGAUCGCCAACUGUCACAACGCAGUCGUCGACGACGUCGUUUUUGCCCUGGGAACUUCUGACCUGUUUGCUACCUGCUCCAAAAAUGAAAUUCGGGUGUGGCACACCCCAGAGCACAGGGAGCUCCUGCAAAUCGUCACCCCCAGUGCAACCUGCCACGCCAUAGAGAUUAUGCCGGAUGGCAAGAGCAUCAUUUCAGCGUGGAAUGACGGGAAAAUCCGUGCCUUCCUGCCGGAGUCUGGACGGCCGAUGUAUGAGAUUAACUGUGCCCAUAACUUGGGAGUGACGGCAAUUGCUGCUACGAGUGACUGUAAACGGAUCAUUAGCGGAGGAGUUGAAGGGCAGGUGAGGGUCUGGGAGAUUGGUGAAAAGACUCACAGACUGGGGGAAGUUCUGAAGGAGCACAAAUCUGCCGUGUCCUGCAUUAAGAUUAAGAAGAACGACCAAGAGUGUGUCACAACCAGUCUUGAUGGAACGUGCGUCAUCUGGGAUAUUGUGCGUUGUGUAAGAAAACAAAUUAUUCGAGCCCACACGUCGUUCAAAUGUGUGUGUUACCAUCCUGAAGAGUACCAGAUAAUCACCAGUGGAACAGACAGAAAGAUUGGAUACUGGGAAGUGUUGGAUGGCUCUGCAGUCAGAGAAGUGGAAGGGUCUGCAUCAGGCUCCAUCAAUGGGAUGGACAUCACGUCAGCCGGGGCAUGCUUUGUUACAGGUGGUGAUGACCGUCUGGUGAAGCUGUGGGACUAUCACGAGGGUGCGGUGACUCAUGUUGGAGUGGGACACAGUGGCAACAUCACCCGUCUCAAGAUCUGCCCUGGGAACAAGUACAUUGUGAGCGUGAGUGCAGACGGCGCCAUCCUGCUCUGGAAAUACCCAGCCUUGCGCUAA
Molecule: messenger RNA, 1854 nt
Organism: Eurypyga helias (sunbittern)
Lineage: Eukaryota; Metazoa; Chordata; Aves; Eurypygiformes; Eurypygidae
Gene: CFAP52
Product: cilia and flagella associated protein 52
Exons: 13
Coding region: 1-1854 (617 amino acids)
Biological process (GO): cilium assembly
Molecular function (GO): protein binding
Source: RefSeq, a predicted model, not a curated record